GUUGGGUCAACGUUCAGCUUUAACAUGGAGAUAAAAUCCAGGGUGCGAAACUGUGUGCUUUUGGCUAUCAGUUCUUACGAUGGAGGAGACUUUCUAACGUUACAAGUUAUUGAUGGUGCGCUGAUCUUCACCGUGAACAAUGGCGCCGGUCCUGAACACGUUAAACUGAACCUGAAGCGAAAAAAUCUCUUUUGCGAUGGCCACUGGCACACAAUUCGGAUAUACAAAGUGAAGAACUUUCUGACAGUCGGCGUGGACAAUGUUAACAGUCAUACUCAAAUGAAGAAACGCAAAGCUAGCACCACGGAUACCAAGGAUCCUUUGUACCUUGGUGGCGUACCUGGAAACUUUUCCAGUGCUGGGCUCCUCAUUCAAGAUCACUUCAUCGGCUGCAUUCGAUCGAUUUCAUUAGGAAGAAAAGUUCGUCGAAGAAAGAACAUAAUGAUUAAUGAAAUACAGGUGAUUGGAGAUAUAUCCAAGGAUGGUUGUCCAGUUGAUUAG
Soboliphyme baturini is the source of this 501-nucleotide messenger RNA. The record is from the annotation of a GenBank genome assembly. NCBI's taxonomy places the organism in Eukaryota, Metazoa, Nematoda, Enoplea, Dioctophymatida, Soboliphymatidae.